GCGACAUACUGCUGGGAGCACAACCAAAGUUCAUACUAAGACACACCUAACUACUGAUGAGUCUGAGCCCCCUAGCAACAAAGUCCUAGCGGUGUGCGAUGCUGACACUAGGGAGCAGCUUGAGGAGAGAAUCAGACUGUUAGAGGCUGAGCUAAAGCAAAGUGUCACUACUCAAAAUGCCAAUCCCCCCAGAUAUGAUAGAGCAGGACGAAAGUUCUCACCGAAAGCAAAAGGCAGCAACACAGCUCCACCACUCCAAGCCGUGCCCACAGAGAAUCUCAUUAAAGCAGGCAGGUUUUGUUACAAUUGUGGAGAGGAGUCACAUAUGAUGCCGCAAUGCACAAACCAAACUAAUGCUGUGCUUGUGCAGAAGAAACUUUGUGAGAGACACCAAACUAGACAAACCCAACGUCCACUAAGCUACCAACAGACAAGCCCCCAGCCAAAUCUGUCUUUAAACAGUUAAGGGCUCCUGCUGUGGGACAAGCAGGAGCUCAGUGUCAAACUAGUUCCCCUGUUUUGAGCCAGUGCAUGCAUGAACCCCCAAAUGCAUCAGCAACUAUUCAGAUUCCAGCAGGACUUGUUGGAGAGCCUUGUGAUAGUGAAGCAUGGUUAGAUGGAGUCCAAUGCAAUUGCAUAAUUGACACAGGGUCUCAAGUAACAAUCAUAUCCCAGUCAUUUUAUUCCCGUUACCUUUCCCACCGACAGUUAUUCUCUAUUAAAGAUGCCCUAAACAUUGAAGGUGCAGCGGGACAAAAGGUUCCAUAUUUGGGCUAUGUUGAAGUGGAUGUGCAGUUCCCUAAAGAUAAAUGUGGCACAAACCAAUGUUUUCACAUCCUAGCUUUAGUAAGCCCAGAUCAGUCAUACAAUGACAAGCAUUCUUUGCUUGUAGGUACUAAUGUCCUGCGUCCAAUGAUCCAAGACUGCAUUAAGCAAGGCGGAACUAAGUUCCCAGAAACCCUUCCUAUCCAGGCCAGCUGGCUAAUGGCUUAUGCAGAGUGUGACAACCGGACUGACUCCCAAACAAAAGACGCCAAAGUUCUGCGUGUAAGGCUCAGCAGCAAAGUACCCAUACGCUUGAAGCGUGGCGAGCUUUGUACUUUAAAGGGCAUCUGUCACAAUAAACCUGGUGAAGGUGAGUUCCAAGCUCUUGUGGGUGGUACGGAGGAAAUACCCACGCCAGGAGGCCUGAUCGUCUAUGACCAGAUAGUGGAUGUAAAGCCUCAAUCCCACAAUAAAUUUAAGCUUGCUGUCAAAAAUAUUUCUCAGCGUGACAUCACCUUAUACCCAAAAACAGUCAUUGCUGAGUGCUCUCCCAUUGACUGGGCAGUGCCCGUUUCACACUCUGACCAGAACAAACAGUCAGAUGUUGCCCUUCCACAGACACAUGCUCUGUCGGUGUCACAAAAUGAAAAGAUCAAUUCAGCAGCUGAAAUCUUCUAUCCUGAUUUCAGCGACAGCCCCAUAGCACCAGAACUAAGGGAGCACAUACAGGCUAGAAUAAACAAAGAAGUGCCAGAUGCGUUUUCUAGACAUGAUCUAGAUGUUGGUAACAUUGCAGGAGUCACUCAUCGCAUAGAGCUUGACCCUCAUGUACCAUUCAAAGAGCGAACUCGACGUGUCUCACCUGCCGACUUCAAUGACUUAAAAAGGCAUCUCCAAGACCUUUUGGCCAUAGGCAUCAUAGAGGAAUCACAUAGCCCCUACGCCUCUCCAAUUGUUCUUGUCCGGAAAAAGAACGGAGAUCUGCGAAUGGUGGUGGAUUACCGCAGACUGAACAACUUGACUAAAAAAGAUGCCUACCCAUUACCCCGUAUAGAGGAGACAUUCUCCCUGCUGUCAGGCUCAAAAUGGUUCACUGUACUUGAUCUAAAGAGUGGGUACUAUCAGAUGGAGGUUGAACCCUCUGAUCGGCCAAAGACAGCAUUCACAACACCCUUUGGAACAUGGCAAUUUCGGAGAAUGCCCCAAGGCCUGACCAACUCUCCAGCAACCUUCCAGCGAACCAUGGAGAAGGUGAUGCAAGGUAUCAACCUCCAAGAGGUUGUUGCUUUCCUCGACGAUCUCAUAAUAUUCUCUAGCUCUUUGGAGGAACAUGAGGAGAGAUUAAUGAAGGUUCUCAAACGCGUCUCUGAUUUUGGCCUCAAACUGUCCCCUUCCAAAUGCAAAUUCUUCCAGACCUCUGUGAAAUACCUAGGGCAUGUGAUAUCUGCUGAGGGAAUCCAACCCGAUCCUGACAAAGUUGCUGCUGUAAAAGAAUGGCCCCGGCCUCAAACAGCCAAAGAGCUUCGGUCAUUUUUAGGUUUCACAGGGUAUUACCGAAGAUUUGUGAGAGAGUAUGCCAGGGUUGUUAGGCCACUAAAUGAUUUGUUGAAAGGAGAUCUAGCGCCCAGGCACAAAGGCCCUAACUCCUGGCCAAGAAAACAGUCACAUCCACUUGGUGCAUUAUGGACCGCUGAUUGCCAAGCAGCAUUUGAGCUCAUUAUUGAGAAAUUAACAUCUGUCCCUGUGCUUGCGUUUUCCAACUGGCAGCUCCCAUAUGUGCUCCACACUGACGCCAGUAUGACCGGUUUAGGUGCAGCCCUGUAUCAGGUCCAAGAUGGCCAAACCCGAGUGGUAGCAUACGCCAGUCGUGGUCUCUCUAAAAGUGAGAAAAACUACCCCGUGCAUAAGUUAGAAUUUCUCGCCCUUAAAUGGGCGGUCAGUGAAAAGUUUCAUGACUAUUUGUACGGGGCUAACUUCAAAGUGCUAACGGAUAAUAAUCCUCUGACAUACGUGUUGACAAGUGCAAAGUUAGAUGCCGCGAGCCACAGAUGGCUUGCUUCUCUAUCAUUGUUCAACUUUGACAUCCAUUACAAAUCUGGUGUGCUGAAUAUCGAUGCUGAUGGGCUCUCGAGGAGGCCUCAUGAACCAUCCGAAGACGAUGAUGAGUCUCGAGAGAUGGACCAGAGAAUCUCCGGUAUGCUAGAUCGCGCUAGCCUCUCACUUGAGGAGUUCCAGGUUUUGGAUGGGGAGACAGUGAGCACUCUUUGUAUGCGCCACGGUGUCAAUGUUCAUGCAGUUUCACAAGACAAUCAGGAUCCGGAUAGUGUCAUACCUGCAGUGGAAACUCUCUUGUGUCAUGAAAGUGCGGUCCCUGAUGAUCUGGAAGAUCCAGUCCCUGGGCCAGGACAAUCAGCUCUGCCAGAAAUGUCUAUGGAGGACUGGCAUCAGUUGCAGAGGGAAGACGCAGCAUUGGCACAAGUUAUUUGUAUACUGGAAGAGCAGCCUGACACUGAGGUAUUUGAUAAAACGUCUGUGGAGCCAGAGGUUGCUCAACUCUUACGUGAGAGAUCAAAACUACUCUUGAAGGAUGGAGUGUUAUGCCGCAAGGUUCUCAACCAAAGAGGUGAAGCGUUUCAUCAACUUGUCAUACCCAGUAGUCACAGAGAACGAGCCUUCCAAGGUAUUCAUGAUGAGACAGGCCACAUGGGUAUCGAAAGAACUUUGGAACUAGCUAGAGCAAGGUUCUACUGGCCGAAGAUGGCGAAAUACAUUGAGACAAAGUGCAAAAGCUGUGAAAGAUGUGUCAGACGAAAAUCUAAGGUGCAAAAGGCAUCCAAACUAGUUAACAUCAAAGUCAGUGGUCCCCUUGAGUUAGUCUGUAUGGAUUUUCUGACAAUUGAACCUGACUCAAGAGACACUAGAAACAUACUGGUCAUAACUGAUCACUUUACAAAAUAUGCACAGGCAUAUACGACUAGAGACCAGACAGCCAAGACUGUUGCCACAGUGUUAUGGGAAAACUUCAUUUGUCACUAUGGUUUUCCACGCAGGCUGCAUAGUGAUCAAGGAGCCUGUUUUGAGUCAGAAGUUGUAGCAGAACUUUGUAAGCAUGCUGGAAUCGCCAAGUCUCGCACAACACCCUACCACCCGAGAGGGAAUCCGGUAGAACGAUUCAACAGGACUCUGCUCGACCUCUUGGGAACGCUGGAGGACAAAAAGAAGGAGGAAUGGAGGAAAUAUGUCAAGCCCCUUGUACAUGCAUAUAAUUGUACACGGAACGAUGUGACUGGCGAAGCCCCUUUUCUACUCAUGUUUGGCAGAGAGCCGCGUCUCCCCAUUGACCUCUGUUUUGGCAUCAGCCCUCAGGGUCACAACCCCAAAACGCACACACAAUAUGUGCGAGACCUAAAGAAAAGACUCAGACACGCAUAUGAGCUAGCGUCAAGAAAUGCUGAAAAACGGCAGUUGUUGAACAAAAGGCGCUGGGAUGCUAAGGUGACCGCCUUGCCUUUAGAGGUAGGGGAUCGAGUCCUUGUGAGGAAUCUGAGUCUCAGAAAGAAGCACAAAAUCUCUGACAAAUGGGAAUCCACUGUUUACGUUGUUGCCAAACAGCCGGAUGAGAGUAUCCCUGUGUAUGUUGUCAGGCCCGAUAAUGGUGAGGGCAGAGAGCGGGUUUUGCAUCGAGAUAUGCUUCUUCCCUGUGGGUUCUUACCUGCAACCUUAGAAGCGGAUCCUGUGAGUACUGUUGUGCAGGCAAUCCCGACUCAAGUUCCUGAGGUGACUGAUGAGGGAGAUAUUGAGGAUGAUCUGUCUUCAAUGGAAGUGGAUCAAGACUUGGAAACUCAGAACACGAGCCUUGAAACCCCUGAACAGAGUACCUCUCAGUCUCAAAAUCCCCUAAAUCCUGAUGCCCCUGAAUUCAUGUCAGAUCAGCAUGAUUUGUCAGACACUGAGACUGUAAUUAGUCCAGGCCCGUCCCAGGCUAGGCCUCAGAGAACAAGGGUACCACCAGCUUAUCUUAGUGACUACCAAGUUGGUCGCAAAGCCCAUUGUAAACAUCACACCUUAAGUCCCCCUACACAGCAGACACUGUUUUAUGGUUUCUUAUUGUCCUUGCAGCAGCAAAUUGCAGGGUUAGUUCAGUCUCUAGCCGUAGGUAGUGACGGGGACGCCAGCUGGCUAAUGGCUUAUGCAGAGUGUGACAACCGGACUGACUCCCAAACAAAAGACGCCAAAGUUCUGCGUGUAAGGCUCAGCAGCAAAGUACCCAUACGCUUGAAGCGUGGCGAGCUUUGUACUUUAAAGGGCAUCUGUCACAAUAAACCUGGUGAAGGCAUCAUAGAGGAAUCACAUAGCCCCUACGCCUCUCCAAUUGUUCUUGUCCGGAAAAAGAACGGAGAUCUGCGAAUGGUGGUGGAUUACCGCAGACUGAACAACUUGACUAAAAAAGAUGCCUACCCAUUACCCCGUAUAGAGGAGACAUUCUCCCUGCUGUCAGGCUCAAAAUGGUUCACUGUACUUGAUCUAAAGAGUGGGUACUAUCAGAUGGAGGUUGAACCCUCUGAUCGGCCAAAGACAGCAUUCACAACACCCUUUGGAACAUGGCAAUUUCGGAGAAUGCCCCAAGGCCUGACCAACUCUCCAGCAACCUUCCAGCGAACCAUGGAGAAGGUGAUGCAAGGUAUCAACCUCCAAGAGGUUGUUGCUUUCCUCGACGAUCUCAUAAUAUUCUCUAGCUCUUUGGAGGAACAUGAGGAGAGAUUAAUGAAGGUUCUCAAACGCGUCUCUGAUUUUGGCCUCAAACUGUCCCCUUCCAAAUGCAAAUUCUUCCAGACCUCUGUGAAAUACCUAGGGCAUGUGAUAUCUGCUGAGGGAACAACCCAUCCUGACAAAGUUGCUGCUGUAAAAGAAUGGCCCCGGCCUCAAACAGCCAAAGAGCUUCGGUCAUUUUUAGGUUUCACAGGGUAUUACCGAAGAUUUGUGAGAGAGUAUGCCAGGGUUGUUAGGCCACUAAAUGAUUUGUUGAAAGGAGAUCUAGCGCCCCAGUCACAUCCACUUGGUGCAUUAUGGACCGCUGAUUGCCAAGCAGCAUUUGAGCUCAUUAUUGAGAAAUUAACAUCUGUCCCUGUGCUUGCGUUUUCCAACUGGCAGCUCCCAUAUGUGCUCCACACUGACGCCAGUAUGACCGGUUUAGGUGCAGCCCUGUAUCAGGUCCAAGAUGGCCAAACCCGAGUGGUAGCAUACGCCAGUCGUGGUCUCUCUAAAAGUGAGAAAAACUACCCCGUGCAUAAGUUAGAAUUUCUCGCCCUUAAAUGGGCGGUCAGUGAAAAGUUUCAUGACUAUUUGUACGGGGCUAACUUCAAAGUGCUAACGGAUAAUAAUCCUCUGACAUACGUGUUGACAAGUGCAAAGUUAGAUGCCGCGAGCCACAGAUGGCUUGCUUCUCUAUCAUUGUUCAACUUUGACAUCCAUUACAAAUCUGGUGUGCUGAAUAUCGAUGCUGAUGGGCUCUCGAGGAGGCCUCAUGAACCAUCCGAAGACGAUGAUGAGUCUCGAGAGAUGGACCAGAGAAUCUCCGGUAUGCUAGAUCGCUAG
Anoplopoma fimbria (sablefish) is the source of this 6360-nucleotide messenger RNA. RefSeq lists its product as uncharacterized. Gene Ontology annotation, biological process: proteolysis; DNA integration. Lineage: Eukaryota; Metazoa; Chordata; Actinopteri; Perciformes; Anoplopomatidae. The record is from RefSeq and is a predicted model, not a curated record. Gene Ontology annotation, molecular function: nucleic acid binding; aspartic-type endopeptidase activity.